This is a messenger RNA of Suillus subaureus, 2007 nucleotides long. RefSeq names its product MFS general substrate transporter. Gene Ontology annotation, biological process: transmembrane transport. Gene Ontology annotation, molecular function: transmembrane transporter activity. The coding region runs from base 218 to 1720 and encodes 500 amino acids. The transcript has 17 exons. Gene Ontology annotation, cellular component: membrane. The record is from RefSeq and is a predicted model, not a curated record. Lineage: Eukaryota; Fungi; Basidiomycota; Agaricomycetes; Boletales; Suillaceae.
AGUGUUUCGACCUCUCCGGGUCAGUGAAACCGAAGAGGCUUCGGUCUGUGACCGAACGAACAUUUAAAUGCCCAUGUCUACUACCCUGGCCAACUUGGGUCCAAGAUCGAUAACGUUAUAUUUCUGUCUCAUUUUUCUUUCUUCCACUUACAACUUCAGCAUCCCCUGCUGACCGCUCACUCAAGUCGCUUGAACGAGAUUUAUCUCGACUCUCAAGAUGACAAGCCGCUCAUUUAAUCAGUCAUUCUUUUCAAUUACUUUAACAGAGGGUAGCACAGACUCGUUCCGCAAGGGCAGCAUCGAGACGAAUUUUCAUAUAGAGGAAAAACAAAUUGUCGAGGAGCUCAAUCCGGGAGAAAGAGCGCGUAUCCUGCGCAAGCUCGAUUGGCAUUUGUUACCGUUCGUGUCGUUAUUAUACAUGUUGUCAUUCUUAGAUCGGGCCAAUGUCGGAAACGCGAAAGUUGCUGGCAUGUCUCAAGACCUGCAUUUGGUCGGCUUCAGGUACAACAUUGCUGCAGCCGUCUUUUUUAUACUGUAUAGUUUUGCCGAGGUUCCCUCGAACAUCGCGCUGAAGCUAUUCAGACCAUCACGCUGGAUACCGACUAUCAUGAUCGCGUGGGGUCUCGUGAUGACCCUCAUGUGCCUCGUCGAUUCAUUUCGAUCUCUUGUCAUAGCUCGACUGUUCCUAGGCUUGACAGAAGCAGGUUUGUUCCCUGGAGUGACCUACUACAUCUCUCUCUGGUAUCCACGAUCUGAACAGUCCAAACGCAUUGCCAUAUUCUUUUCUGCAGCGACAGUCGCAGGCGCUUUCGGCGGACUCCUAGCGUAUGGUAUCGAGCACAUGGAGGGCAUCGGAGGAUUGCAUGGUUGGCAAUGGAUUUUCUUAUUGGAGGGUACUGCCACCCUUCUCGUAGCAUGUCUCUCGUUUUUCUUGAUGCAUGACUAUCCCGAAACAGCCAAGUUUCUGACCGAGAUAGAGAGAGCAUACGUGAUAGACAUGCUCAAACAGGAUGCGAAUAAUCUCGCCACCCACUACAACAUUCGUUUUGUCUUGCAGGCCAUGAAAGAUUACAAGACCUACAUUCAAGUUUUUAUCUACAUGGGGCUGCUCGUCCCUGUUUAUGCCAUCGCUCUCUUUACGCCAACUAUCAUAAAUGAGCUUGGCUAUUCUGCUGCCCACGCUCAGUUACUCUCAGCCCCACCAUUUAUUGCAGGAUGUAUCACCACAAUCUCAGUUGGAGUUUGCUCUGACAAGUACCAAACUCGCGGCCCAUUUAUAAUUGGUGGCGCCUUCGUGUCUAUUGUAGGAUAUAUCUUACUUUAUUGUGACGGACCAGCGGGCAUGUCGUAUGCUGGAGUUUGUCUAGCUGCCAUCGGUGUCUAUCCGACCAUCGCAGUCGACCUUGCUUGGGCAGGUUCAAAUGCGGGAGGCGACCUGAAGCGCGGGGUUGUGAUAGCGAUGGUCAUUGGCCUUGGAAACCUGGGAGGCAUUUGCUCCUCGUUCAUUUACAUUGAUCCGCCGAACUUCCACAUUGGACACGGCACUAUGAUGGGAUUCCUUUUUCUCUCAAUUUUGCUGAGCCUGUUCGCUAUGUGGGACUAUGGCCGGCUUAAUAAAAAGAAGGAAGCGCAAUGCCAAGCGGAAGGUCUUAUUGAUAGCAGAAGGGAUGAAUUUAAGGACAUGGGCGAUGCCAGUCCGUUGUUUAGGUAUGCCAUAUAAAACAUACGCCUACAUAAGCUGUCCUUUUCAACACCCUCUAAUCGUCUACUUCUAGAGUUAUUAUACAUCUAUCACUCAUUUGUGGUUUAAAUAAUAGCUGGAUUCUAGGAUCGAGAACAGGUACUGGUCAUAGCGAACUGUUUGGAAAGGCGAUGCCCAAGCCGGGAGCGUCCAGCAGAGCAUCGCGAGGCAGAUCACGCCCUAAGCUCUCGCUGCAGUCACCCGUCUCCUAGGAUAAGCUAGGGUAGGAGGGACGUUAUGUAGCGGGGGUGGCAGCAGUUUCGAAC